AUGAAUGCCAGAGGGCUUGGCUCUCCGCUAAAGGAUAGUAUUCCUGCUACUGAACUUUCCGCAAGUGGACCUUUUGAAAGUCAUGAUCUUCUUUGAAAAGGUCUUCCUUGGGUGAAAAAUAGUUUGCUCUUGAAUUAUCUGAAGAAAAAGCUCAACCAAGAGAAAAUGAAUCUUCCCACACUGAGGACCAUCCUGGGUCUAUUGGCUCCACUCAGAUUACAAAUGGAAUUCAAGGCCAUGCAGCACAUUCAGCCUCUUGCAUUUCUUUCAAGCUCAUCAGACCUUUCACUGGAUAUUUUGAGGGCUCAUGAUGAGACUAUUGGAUUUGAAGAUACUCUUAAUGACCUGUCAAAAAGUGAACUAAUGGGAGAGCCACACUUGAUGGUGGACUAUAAACUGGGUUUACUAUCACCUGUUGUGCUGACAUACCUGCCACAGCUGAGCGACCUGCCUCAGCUCCAGAGAAAACUGUGA
This is a messenger RNA of Hyaena hyaena (striped hyena), 474 nucleotides long. RefSeq names its product proteasome maturation protein-like. Gene Ontology annotation, cellular component: cytoplasm; nucleus. NCBI's taxonomy places the organism in Eukaryota, Metazoa, Chordata, Mammalia, Carnivora, Hyaenidae. The record is from RefSeq and is a predicted model, not a curated record. Gene Ontology annotation, biological process: proteasome assembly.